Molecule: messenger RNA, 1370 nt
Organism: Verruconis gallopava
Lineage: Eukaryota; Fungi; Ascomycota; Dothideomycetes; Venturiales; Sympoventuriaceae
Exons: 2
Coding region: 167-925 (252 amino acids)
Molecular function (GO): protein binding
Source: RefSeq, a predicted model, not a curated record
AAACUCAUCAAUCGUUCCUCAAUCCUUCUUCGCCCUUCGUCGACUGUCGCUCCCGUCGCCCGCCAUCCUCACUCCCUGCUCCCUUACAUUAUAGCAGCAUCGCUUUGCCGACAUCGUACUUACGACGGUAUCGAUUAGCGCUUAGCAUUCUUUGCUGGUCCAUUCCAUGGCCGAGGACGCCACGUCUGAAAACGAGCCCAAGCCAAGCACAGUGCCGGCAGAGUCAGAGGACGGCGAGAUCCACGAGGGCAACGCGCCGCCCUCUGAGAAGCCGGCUGGAUCUUCAGACGAAAACGCGCCUCCACUGCCAGACGAAGAACCGCCUCCGCUGCCCAACGAACCGACCCCCGAGGACGACGGCUGGCAGCCAGUGUGGGAUGAUUCGAAGCAAGCAUGGUACUUUUACAAUCGUUUUACUGGCAAGUCACAGUGGGAGAACCCACGCGUGCCCGAAGCUACGGCUUCGAUAGCGACAGGGCCGGCCAGCGACGCGACCGCAGCAUCCUCAUCCGCAGCGACCAGGUCGACAGGCGCUGCAGGAGGCUACAACCCCGCGAUACACGGGGACUACGACCCUAACGCAGACUACGCCCUCGCCAACAAAGACCCUGACGACGAUAUCGACUACGAAGCCCCGACGAUCACCGACCCGAGCCAGCUGUACGCUCAGGCCGGCAGCUUCAACCGCUUUACUGGCAAAUGGCAAGCCGCCGACCUGGGUCCUGAGAGGCACAGUGAUGCAGAAAAGGCGAGGCGGCAAAUGCGCGCCAUCUUCGAUGUGGACGCUGCCGCAAAUAGCCACGAUGGACGCAGCUUAAAAGAGGAGCGACGCAACCGGAAGUUGACAAAGGAGCAGAUCAAGGCGUUCAAUGACAAGAGGAGAGCGAAAAAGGAGGAGAAGAGGCGUGCCUGGCUGAAGGACUGAUCACAAAAGCUUGGUUUGAUGUGGAGAAGAGUUUCGACUGGAUACAUCAUGGCUUCCUGGAAAUCGGGGACGAUAUUCUCUAGGCCGCAGAGAGCACAUAGAAUAUCGGCAUGCGCGGCUUACGCGAAUAACCGCCAUCAUGAGUCGGUAUUCUACGACGCUCAUCAGUGUGCUCGCAUGAGCUACUUAUAGUGGAUCCCAUCCGCCCAGGAAAGACACAGGACAGUACCAGAAGGAAGUUGCAUGUUUCCAACUUUCACAUUUUGGCCUCUAAAUUGAUUGAUCGCAUCAUUAAAUAUCGACUGCGUCCUAAAUAAAGCUGUAAAAUGUGUCUCUGCACGUCUUCUCUACGUGCAGCCCGCUUUGCGUUCAAGCUCGCACCUUCGGCGUCUCCCUUUAGCGAGAGAUAAAUGAAAGGGUAUCAAAAUACUCUACUUUUACAAGA